CUGUAGGCCAUCUUCAUAGCACACUUUUAUGUUUUCAUCUCAAGAAGGAGGAUUUAAAAAGCUAGUGAGGUGAGCAGCUAUGUAUGGAAAGCACUAUGAAGUGCAAAGUGUCUCCAGAACUGAAUAAUACCGGAGGAGGAAAAAGAAUUGACAAUGCUAUUCAGUACUAUAUUCACACACAAUUCAUUUAUUUAUGUGCAUUUCAUUUUUUCUUGGUUGGGCUCUUGAAACAUCUAAAUCAACGUGAUUAAUAAACGCAGACACAAGUGGACGUCAGUGUUUUGUAUAGUAACAGAAAAAAAGAAUGUAACAAACUUCCUGCUGACAGGUGUUGGAUGUCGUAACAGAGCUGUUUUAUGAGGAGCCUCUUCCCUUUUCCUAUUUAACUAUGAUUUUACUUAGCUAAAUGCUGCUUCUUAACCCAUUCAUUUUGGACUUGCUCGAGAGCGCCCUCUAGCGUUUGAUCAACCCGGAAGACUUUGCGGAGAGGUAAUUCCCCUCUCUAGAAGUUCUCUGGUAGUAAUGAGCAACGCUCGUACAAAGUCGUUGGGUCCACAGCGACUCUAAAUGUUUUUUGGUAUUGGUAGUUUUUGUUUUACCUUGUACUUUUGUACUUCUGCUCAAGUUGAACAUGGCGCUUGUCGCUUCCUCAUUGUGAGCCAAUCACCUCGCGUGCCCCCUGUCACGCAAUUUUGCCGGGAAAACGGAAAUCGCGCGCUGGGGGGACGUUCAGUGCGCGAAUGCAGCCGAAGUGGCGGGAGAUUCAGUCCGGAUAAAGAACUGCUAAAGAUGGAUAUUAAGAGACGGAAUGGCGGGCCUAUGUCAGGUGGAGCCUCCCAGGCUAAGAGGGGAAAAAUGGGUACUGAGUGGGAGGAUGGCCCAUCCCAGUUUGAGGAAGAGCUUGCCCUAUUUGAUGAUAUGGACAUGGAGGCGGAGUCAGGGGAAGGGCAGGCGGGUCAUGAUGUAAUACCAGUGGGUGAAUUGUUUUCUGCUGAUCUAAACCCUCGCUGGCGUCGGCCUACUGCGCCUCCACUCCAGCCUGACAAAGACACACUCAUCUUCCAGCAGAUAGACUUGGACUAUUACCUGGGCUCUGCGGUGGCUGGGAUGCCAGGACAGGUCCAGGGGAAGGUUCCAGUGGUCCGUAUGUUUGGAGUGACUGACAGUGGCAACAGUGUCUGCUGUCAUGUGCAUGGAUUUGCACCUUAUUUCUAUGUCCCUGCUCCAGCUGGCUUUACUCAUUCUCACCUGGUUGAGUUUCAGAAGGAGCUGAAUUCAGCUGUGUUGAAGGACAUGCGCUCCAAUAAAGACAACAUAUCAGUCACUGUUCUGGCGGUGGAUCUUACCCGCAAAGAAAGUAUGUACGGUUACCAUGGAAACCAUCCUUUGGCCUUCCUGCGGAUCACCAUGGCGAUGCCACGUCUGGUUGCUCCUGCGAAACGUAUCCUGGAACAGGGCUUCAAGUUUGCAAACUUCUCCAUCCAGAGCUACUCUGCCUAUGAGGCCAACAUUGACUUUGAGAUCAGGUUCAUGGUAGACAGUGAUGUGGUGGGCUGCUGCUGGAUUGAGCUGCCUAAAGGGAAGUACAAACUGAGGGAGGAGAAAAAUGCUAAAGGGACGGACUCGGACACUCCGGGCAAGGUUUCUCUGUGUCAGUAUGAGGUGGAUGUGGGCUGGACAGAUUUGAUCAGUCACCCAGCGGAGGGAGACUGGCAGAGAAUUGCGCCUCUCAGGGUUCUCAGCUUUGACAUUGAGUGUGCUGGCAGGAAAGGUGUGUUUCCAGAGGCUGAGGUGGACCCUGUGAUUCAAAUUGCCUCUAUGGUGCAGCGUCAAGGAGAGAAGGAGCCCUUUAUCCGUACUGUUUUUACUUUACAGAGCUGUGCUAGUAUAGUGGGUUCUCAGAUUCUCUGCUUCACUCAAGAGAAGCAACUACUACAGAGCUGGGCAGAGUUUGUGAGGACAGUAGAUCCUGAUAUCAUUACAGGAUACAAUAUUCAAAACUUUGACCUGCCGUAUCUACUGAACAGAGCUGCCGCUCUGAAGGUAAAUUUCUUCCCCUAUCUGGGUCGAGUAAGGGGCAUUAAGUCUGUUCUGAAGGACUCCAGCUUCCAGAGCAAGCAGAUGGGUCGCCGAGAAAACAAAACUGUCAACAUGGAGGGAAGAGUGCAGUUUGACCUUUUGCAGGUACUGUUGAGGGACUAUAAACUGCGCUCAUAUACUCUCAACGCUGUCAGCUUUCACUUCCUGCAGGAGCAGAAAGAGGAUGUUCAGCACUCCAUCAUCACUGACCUACAGAAUGGGAAUGAGCAGACGAGGCGGCGUUUGGCAGUUUACUGUCUGAAGGAUGCAUACUUGCCACUGCGCUUGCUGCAGAAAUUGAUGUGUGUAAUUAACUACAUGGAGAUGGCCAGAGUGACUGGUGUGCCUCUUACCUACCUGCUGUCCCGUGGCCAGCAGAUUAAAGUAGUGUCACAGCUACUGCGACAGGCUAUGAAGCAGGACUUGGUUAUGCCAGUAGUCAAGACAGAGGGAGGGGAAGAUUACACUGGAGCCACGGUCAUUGAACCAGAGAAAGGGUACUACAGCGUUCCUAUAGCCACUCUGGAUUUCUCCUCACUGUACCCAUCAAUUAUGAUGGCUCAUAAUCUCUGCUACACUACCUUGCUACAGAAGGGACAGGUGGACAAACUGGGUCUCUCUGCAGAGGACUUCAUUAAGACUCCUACAGGAGAUCUGUUUGUUAAAAGCUCGGUGAGGAAAGGCCUUCUGCCUGAGAUCCUGGAGAACCUACUGAGUGCCAGGAAGAGGGCGAAGGCUGAGCUGAAGAAAGAGACUGACCCGUUUAAGAAGCAGGUGCUGGACGGCAGGCAGCUUGCUCUGAAGAUUAGCGCAAACUCUGUGUAUGGUUUCACUGGGGCACAAGUGGGCAAACUGCCCUGCCUGGAAAUCUCACAGAGCGUAACGGGCUUUGGCAGACAAAUGAUUGAACAGACUAAACAACUUGUGGAAUCCAAGUACACCAUUGCUAACGGAUAUCAGGCGGAUGCCAAGGUCGUCUAUGGUGACACAGACUCUGUCAUGGUGAAACUGGGUGUGGACACAGUACAGGAAGCAAUGACUCUGGGAAAGGAGGCAGCUGACUGGGUGUCCUCUCACUUUAUUCCACCAAUUAAACUAGAGUUUGAGAAGGUGUACUACCCCUACCUGCUGAUCAAUAAGAAGAGGUAUGCCGGGCUGUAUUUCUCAUCCAGUGCAGAACAUCAUGAUAAAAUGGACUGUAAGGGGAUAGAAACUGUCAGGCGAGACAAUUGCCCCCUAGUGGCCAACCUCAUCAACACAUGCCUCCAAAAGAUCCUCAUAGAGAGAGAUCCUGAUGGAGCUGUAGGCCAUGCGAAAGAGGUGAUCUCAGAUCUACUAUGUAACCGGAUUGACAUCAGUCAGCUGGUCAUUACCAAGGAACUGACACGCACAGCGCAGGAGUAUGCAGGCAAACAGGCCCAUGUCGAACUCGCUGAGAGGAUGCGCAAGCGAGAUGCAGGCAGUGCUCCUAAUCUUGGCGAUCGAGUUCCAUACGUCAUCAUUAAGGCAGCCAAAGGAGUAGCAGCAUAUAUGAAGUCAGAGGACCCCAUUUAUGUGCUGGAGAACAACAUACCUAUUGACACCCAGUACUACCUGGAGCAGCAGCUGUCUAAACCUCUACUGCGCAUCUUUGAGCCCAUACUGGGAGAGACUAAGGCUGAGAGUGUAUUACUCAAGGGAGAUCACACGCGCUGUAAGACUGUUCUGACCUCCAGGGUGGGUGGCCUCAUGGCCUUUGCCCAGAAACGUAGCACAUGCAUCGGCUGCAGAGCUGUUCUCAAAACAGAUGCUGCUGUCUGUGAUUUCUGCAAGAAGAAAGAGUCAGAGCUCUAUCAAAAAGAGAUUGCUCAUCUGUCAGCUCUGGAGGAGAAAUUCUCUCGGCUGUGGACUCAGUGUCAGCGCUGCCAAGGAUCCCUGCAUGAAGAUGUGCUAUGUACUAGCCGAGACUGUCCCAUAUUCUACAUGAGGAAGAAGGUUCAGAAAGACCUCGGCGAUCAAGAGAAGCUUGUGUCUCGUUUUGGCUGGUGAGGGAAAUCUAGGCAUUCCCUUAGUCUUGCUCUGCUCCAUUCUGAGAGGGUGGGUUUUUUGUGUACCAAUUUGUAAAAAAAAAAAAAAAGUCAAAUGCCUUUUUUUAUACUGAAAAUAAAUAAAAUUGAAGUUUUUGUAAAUGCUACAUUUUGUUUUUUUUCUCUGAACUUCUCUACAAUUUUAAACACUUAACGUCACCCUGAAAAGGAGCACUAGCUGAAAACCUAAAAUGUGUAAUUGAUACAUCACUUGGUUCUGUUUCAAUGGUUUUAGCAUCUGUUACCUGAUUAUGUGUACGCUAAGCUGUCAGUUUAUUAGGCAUUAUAGUGCACAUUU
This is a messenger RNA of Colossoma macropomum (tambaqui), 4443 nucleotides long. RefSeq names its product polymerase (DNA directed), delta 1, catalytic subunit (gene pold1). The transcript has 28 exons. Gene Ontology annotation, biological process: base-excision repair, gap-filling; DNA-templated DNA replication; nucleotide-excision repair, DNA gap filling. Gene Ontology annotation, cellular component: delta DNA polymerase complex. Gene Ontology annotation, molecular function: 3'-5'-DNA exonuclease activity; DNA binding; DNA-directed DNA polymerase activity. The record is from RefSeq and is a predicted model, not a curated record. Lineage: Eukaryota; Metazoa; Chordata; Actinopteri; Characiformes; Serrasalmidae. Bases 568 to 4107 code for a protein of 1179 amino acids.